This is a messenger RNA of Formica exsecta, 1418 nucleotides long. Its product is annotated as homeobox protein ARX-like. The transcript is spliced from 3 exons. Lineage: Eukaryota; Metazoa; Arthropoda; Insecta; Hymenoptera; Formicidae. Gene Ontology annotation, biological process: regulation of transcription by RNA polymerase II. Gene Ontology annotation, molecular function: RNA polymerase II transcription regulatory region sequence-specific DNA binding; DNA-binding transcription factor activity, RNA polymerase II-specific. The record is from RefSeq and is a predicted model, not a curated record. The coding region runs from base 503 to 1255 and encodes 250 amino acids.
AUUAUAUCUAUAAUCUUGUUAGCAUAUGUGAAAAGUUGUUAAAUCUUCAUUUUCAUAAAUAGCCGAUAUCUGUUGCUGUAAAAAUGCAAAUUAAAAAACUGUAAUGUAAAUGCAAUUGUAAACGUUGUAAAAGUCGAUUCAUCAUAAAGCGCAUUGAAAAAUACAAAACUACUUUCAUCGCACGGCUGCACUAUAACGGUUGUACUAUUGAUUAGUGAUGCACAAGCAACACAUUUUUUAGGCUUCACCACAUCCCUUGAGGGAGUUCAUGAGUUUAGUACAUUCUAUCCCCUACUUUGCCUAUACGUCGUAUACAGGUGUAAGGAAAAGAAAGGAGAGAACGAAGGACGAGGAAACGUCGGAGUUGCUGCAGUUAGCUCGAAUCUGAACAAACUUCUCAUCAAGCGAUCAACUUGAGCGUCGUAACACGCGCGAUUGAUUCAAUUAAUAUAUCCCCGACUCUUGUCGACCUUUUUCUCGACAAGGAAUCAAUUCUCGCAGAAUGGAUCUAAACGAGGAGGAUGAGAGCGUGAAUGAAAGCGGCAGGCAGUUAUUUCUGGUCACGGGUGCGCCGCGCGAUCCUCUGGUAUCAGCCAGUGCAAUCGUAGCAUCGGCAGCAAGUGUCCCGGAUGAUAUCAACCAGAGUGACGAUCUGCAGUCGAGCGCCUUGGCCAGUCUGAUCGGCAGCGCGCAAUCCACCUCGGUUUGCUUCCCUACGAAAUUCACGUAUGAUUUCUCGACUAGUUCUGAAAGCGAAGAGAGGCCGUCUUGCGUCAUCGGCAAGAGAAAGCAGCGUAGAUACCGCACCACAUUUUCCAAUUUCCAACUAGAGGAGUUGGAACGUGCUUUUCAAAAGACACAUUAUCCGGACGUAUUCUUUCGCGAGGAGCUCGCAGUUCGUAUCCAAUUGACAGAAGCUAGAGUACAAGUAUGGUUCCAAAAUAGGAGAGCGAAAUGGCGCAAGCAGGAGAAGCAAUGUAAAAUCGCGACUCACGUGACGUCACAUUUACCACCGUCGGAUUGUCAAGAUGUACAGCAACAACACCAAUCGCAGCAACAGUCAGAUCAUCUGUUAUUGGAAUCACCAUGCAGUCCACCUCCUAUAUACCUCGGCAUGGAAUGGGCAGGUUUCUCUCCUUACAACAACGCAGACAGCGCGUCACCCCUUAUCGUGAAUAAGCCACCGGAUGCAGAAACUGACAAUAAUUCACUGCUCGAUCCAGAAUUAUUACAACUAAAACCUCCACGUUCCUAAUAAUAUAUUAAGAUUAUAUAUAUAACAUAUAUAACACAUAUUUUAUUCACAAUAUUGAUAACACUCCACGUUUUCUGAGAAGAGAAAGAGUUACGUGAUAUAUUAGAUAUAAUGUAAAGAAUUUGUAAUAAUUUUAAGCAAUGAAAAUAUUUGCUAUAAAAUU